GGAGAUCACAUGCUGGAUGAUUAAUAUAGGGGGCGGAGUCAUGAGGCAUUUCGACCAAUGAGAAAGCGAGGCAUUGCGUCUUUGAAGCCCAGCUUUAUAAACUUGCAGUUGUUUUUCGACGGAAACAUAUUCUCUUCGCGUUUACAAUCGGCAAGCUCUUCACCAUGAGACUGUGUUUGGCCGUGCUGGCUGUGUGCCUCAGCACAGUGUUUGCUGCCCCCAGUCUGGACAGAGAGCUAGACAGUCACUGGCAACAGUGGAAGGAAUGGCAUAAAAAGGAAUAUCACGUGAAGGAGGAAGGCUGGCGGCGAAUGAUCUGGGAGAAGAACUUGAAAAAGAUUGAGGUGCACAACCUGGAUCACUCGAUGGGCAAACACACCUACCGCCUGGCAAUGAACCACUUUGGUGACAUGACCCAUGAGGAAUUCAGGCAGGUCAUGAAUGGCUACAAGCACAAGAAGGAGAGGAAGACAAAGGGAUCUCUUUUCAUGGAGCCUAACUUCCUGGAGGCUCCAAGCAAGUUGGACUGGAGAGAGAAGGGAUAUGUUACUCCAGUCAAAGACCAGGGUCAGUGUGGUUCUUGCUGGGCCUUCAGCACUACUGGAGCCAUGGAGGGUCAGGAGUUCAGAAAGACUGGCAAACUGGUGUCCCUCAGUGAGCAGAAUCUGGUCGACUGCUCUCGUCCCGAAGGCAAUGAGGGCUGCAAUGGUGGACUCAUGGACCAGGCUUUCCAGUACAUCAAGGAUAAUGGUGGCCUGGAUACUGAGCAGUUCUACCCUUACCUCGGAACUGAUGACCAGCCCUGCCACUAUGACCCCAGCUAUAGUGCAGCUAACGACACUGGUUUUGUGGAUGUCCCCAGUGGUAAAGAGCAUGCUCUGAUGAAGGCUGUGGCUGCUGUUGGUCCAGUGUCUGUGGCCAUUGAUGCUGGACACGAGUCCUUCCAGUUCUAUCACUCAGGUAUUUACUUUGAGGAAGACUGCAGUAGUGAGGAAUUGGACCACGGUGUUCUAGUUGUUGGCUAUGGUUAUGAGGGUGAAAACGUAGAUGGGAAGAAGUACUGGAUCGUCAAGAACAGCUGGAGUGAGAGUUGGGGUGACAAAGGCUACAUCUACAUGGCCAAGGACAGACACAACCACUGUGGUAUUGCAACAGCAGCCAGCUACCCAUUGGUCUGAGUGAAAACUCCAGCAUGGCUUACAGAAGGCCUCGUGUCAAACUGUUCAGUAGUUCACUACCAUGAAGUGUCUUCACUGGUGCUAAUGUGACUCUCAGCAGCAGUGCAGUGAAGAGCUAGAUAAUUAUGAUAAAAGGGAAACUUGUAAGCCCAGAAUUAGUUUAGUGUGUGAAAUGAAGACCUAUUGAACAAGACUGUAUAGGCUUGUGGUUUUACAUCAAACACUGUUUUUUAGGCAUUUUAUUCAGUUUUAAGUAGGUUCUUAAUUUUUAUUUUUUUGUUUUCAUGUAAAUAUUUAAGUUGGUGUUGCUUGCCAAACUGUAAAUGCCUUUUUUUUUUUGAGGGGAUUCCUUCUUAGUUUCAUGACCACUUAAACAAAAUAUUUGUAAGUGCAACAUGUGCAAUAAGCAGUAUCCAGUUGUUUUAUUUACAACAUGUGAUGUUUGCACAUUUCCUGUAACUGAGAAUUUUUCAAGCAAUUAAACUGUAUCCUGGUACUAA
This is a messenger RNA of Hemibagrus wyckioides, 1678 nucleotides long. RefSeq names its product cathepsin La (gene ctsla). Gene Ontology annotation, biological process: immune response. Bases 165 to 1178 code for a protein of 337 amino acids. The transcript is spliced from 8 exons. The record is from RefSeq and is a predicted model, not a curated record. Gene Ontology annotation, molecular function: cysteine-type endopeptidase activity. Gene Ontology annotation, cellular component: lysosome. NCBI's taxonomy places the organism in Eukaryota, Metazoa, Chordata, Actinopteri, Siluriformes, Bagridae.